GAAAAAACAGAGGAACUUCAGUAUUCAGAUUAAGUUUUUAUCUAAAAUACAAUUUAACAAGGAAAUUAUUAUUUGGAAUUUGCAAAAUGAAAUCAUUAGUUUUCGUUCUAUUAAGUACGCUAAUCCUUAUGACUUAGACGUGCGCGAGGAUUCUAAUAAUAGCCCGCAAAUGGGACAAACCAAUUGUCUUUAUUGGUUCAAGUUCAGACGUAAUGCCACAGAAUAUAAAAUAGUAUGACGCAGUAAUACUUUCAUGAUAAUCUUUAUGAUAUAAAUCUACUAUGGUCCAUUGUUCCUUAUUCAAUAUAAAGAAAUGGCUAAAAAUUAAAUGCAUUUCUUUUUCAACGAAUAAUUAUUUUGUAAAUUUCGUAAUUCAUAGAAGUUGAGAAUGUGAAUACAUGAUGUAUUUCCUAUUUUCAUUAACUACUAUUGUCGUACUUUCAUUUCAUAAAACUAAAAAAGAAACGAAUUCCUCAACAUAUACUUAAUUAUGAGAGGCACCAACAAUUAAAAUAAAUACUAUAUUCAUUAAUCUUAUAUCCAUCAAACAUAACGUCAACAUAUAAUCAGUUAAACAAACAAUAAGGCACUCUAUAUUAUUAAAAAAGACCGAAAUCAUAUCCACCCUACACAGUCACGUUUCAGUAAACCGACGAGCUUUCAGUGAGGCAAACGUUGCCACACCGCAAUGUAGCCUUUAUAACCUUAAAUAUAAUGUUUAUGUUCAUUACCGGCUAACUUAAGACUUCAGUAUAAACUUAGAAGUUAAAACAAGCAAUGUAUGAGGCAUCACUAUUCAAAAUUUAAAUACUUAAAGUAAAAAGAAAAUUGUUGGCGGUUUGAAGUUUCUAUUUGAAAAACACGAAAGAGGUUUUAUUUAAAGUGAAUCCUAGAUGUUUGAUAGAAACUUCUUGGAGUUGUACAAUGAUUAUUUUAUGUGUUUAUAGUGGUGUUUUUAAUUGAUAUCUAAGAAAAUAAAAAUGAAUGCCUGGUCAGGCCAAGAGGGGGAUGUUAUGGGACCCACUGUCACACGUACGGGCAGUGCCAAGCCCAAUACUCCACCUCUGAAGAACGGCAAUGAUUUGAGAGAGUCCGGUUAUCUGAUAGCAGUUGGUUCCAGAACUUCCAGGUUCAGAAGAAAAUACAAGAAAAGAUUGCCGUUUUUCGUCAUUAUCAUCAUAUUUCUACUGUUACUGAUAGCUUUUAUAAUAAUUACUAUUUUAUAUGCCCUAGCAGUACAUAAGAAACCAGUGAAACUCUGCAAGAGCACCGAAUGUCUGCGCUCAGCGGCGAACCUCGCUCUCUCAAUGGACCCCAGUGCGAAUCCUUGUGAUAACUUUUAUCAGUACGCGUGUGGCAACUGGGGCUCCGACCACCCGAGACCGGACACGUAUCGCUCUUACGACUGGUUUCGGGACAAGCAGACCAAGGUGUACACGAUAGUGAGGGACUUCCUCAACAGGAAUACGAGCAACCAGCCGAAGGCUGUGCAGCAGGCUAAAGAGAUGUAUGUCGGAUGUAUGGAUACCGAAACAUUAAACAAACGCGGACUUAAACCAGUAAUCGCCGUGUUAGAGUCCCUCGGCCUUCCUCCAUACCCGACCUACAUCAAUAUCACUGAAGACUUCGACUACUCCACAUAUACCUUCGAUUGGUUGGAAACUGUCAUCAAGAUCAAGACUCAGAUCGGUAUGGACGUGCUCAUAGGGUUUGAUAUAUACACCGAUCCAAAGAAUUCAUCGGUGUAUAGAAUGGUUAUGGGUUCGCCUGAGACAACUAAUCCAUUUCCAAGCACUCACACGGAAAGAAAACGCCACAAUGGCAGAAAAUCCCAAAACAUCCUAAAACGUUUCAUAAAAGAAACGUCAAGUAUCUAUCACGUAAAUCGACGAAAUGACAAAUCCGAUGACGAUGAAGAAGAUGAGAAAAUAGCACAAGUACAUAAAAUAUUUUACGCAGAACUUAUGAAACUGUUCGUUUUAGAAUCUGAAGACAUUGCUAAACUUACUGAAGUUGAUCUAGAUAAGAAUUUGAUUGAGGCUGCUUCUGAAUAUUAUACCAUGAGCAACGACCUUUAUGAGUUAGAAACAGACAACUCAACAGAGGCAGAUGAAGAAGAUUACGGCAACACACCAGAAUAUACCGUAGACGAAAUUCAAACUCACACAGAUUCAAUUGUUGAACUAAACAAUGGUACAGCUACGCCUAUAUGGAGAAGGUAUUUAGAAGGAUUGUUCAGUGUUAGUACCACUGAACUGGACUUCGAAAAGGAUAAGAUUCUGAUUGCUGAUAGUGAUUUGAAAUACAUGUCGUUGAUGGAAACUUACGUUUCGAGGAUUCCGCCCGUAGUCAUGGAACUUUAUAUCUGGGUGAAGGUAGCAGAAGUUAUGUCAGUUCACACCACUACGGAACUUCGCGACUUAUUCCAACGGGCAUACGAACAGACUCACUCACACAGUCAGCCGACCCCGCGCAGCCUGCAGUGCGCUAACGCUGUCAACGACAUGCUCGGCAUGGCCGUGUCCUACGGCAUCGCUGAUCCACACUUCUUUAAUGUUACUAAACCAAAGAUAAUAACAAUGAUUGAAGAACUAAAAGAUGCUUUAGCUCAUCUUGUUGGCGAAGCCAAAUGGAUGGAUGACAACACGAAAGUGGCGACAUACCAGAAAAUCAUAAACAUGAAGACACUCAUUGGCUUCCCAGACUGGCUCCUUGAAGAUGGGAAACUAGAAGAUUAUUAUGACGGAAUAGAUGUAGAUCCUAAGAAACAUUUGGAGAACAUGAUAAACAUAAACCAAGUUAAAACAAAGAAAGUACUCAAUAGGUUUAGAGAUGGAAAUAACUUUACUUGGGCGACGGAUCCCACUGAGGUGAAUGCGUAUCAUACGUUUCAGGAAAAUACUAUAACUGUCCCUAUGGUGAUGUUACAACAUCCCUUCUUUGAUUUAGGACUUGAUUCACUUAACUACGGAUCACUGGGCACCGUUCUCGGACACGAAAUCACUCACGGUUUUGACAAUUUUGGUCGUCUGUUUGACAAGAACGGAAACAUGCUGCCGUGGUGGUCCAACAGCACUAUAGACUCAUAUGUCAACAUGACGCAGUGCUUCAUAGACCAGUACUCUGGAUACUAUAUACCUGAGCUGGAUGACCAUGUAGAUGGAAAAAAGACUCUUGGAGAGAACAUAGCUGAUAAUGGCGGUAUGAGAGAGGCACUCGCGGCUCUGAAGCAUCACUUGAAGAAACGUGGACCAGAACCGAAGUUGCCUGGUUUUGAACAUUUCACAUCCGAACAACUGUUCUUUUUGUCUUACGGGAAUUUAUGGUGUGACGUGUCAACCAAAGAGUCUUUGAAAUCAGAUCUGGAGGACGAGCACUCCCCUCAAAAGUUCAGAGCGCGAGGGGCACUACAGAACAGCCAGGAGUUUGCCAAGGCGUGGCGCUGCCCCCCGGGGUCCAAUAUGAACCCUACUAAACGAUGCAUCAUAUUCUAAAGAUGAGGUAAAAACCUUCUCGAAGAAAACAAUGCAAGCAGUGUUUAUAAAUAGGAAUAAAUUAUUUAUCUGACCGUCCACAUACUUAAGGUUUAAUUUUGUAAAUGUGUGCCAUAGAUGUUAACGUAACUUUUAGUCUACAAGCAGUACAAGUAUUAUUAGAACAUUUAUAAAAGUUAGGUUAGUUUAAGUGAUCAAAUCAAAUAUAUAUUUAUUGUUUCAAAAUAAUUGUUACUAUGUUUUCCACCUUAAAACUAACUUACAAUUUAUGUGCAAUACAAGAGUACAUUCUAAUUGUGGAAAAGAUCUCCUGUGCUCUGUACUAGUUCGAGAACUGUAUCACAGAACACAGAUCAAUUUAUUGUUGCACAGAAAGUUGACUGAAUGACAGUUUUUGUGGAUUAUUUUAUCGUUGCUAGUGUGAUGCCUCUUUUGUAUCUUUUCACGUGUCUUACGUUUUUUUCGUCAAUAAAUGGUUUUGAACUGUG
Trichoplusia ni (cabbage looper) is the source of this 3982-nucleotide messenger RNA. RefSeq names its product endothelin-converting enzyme 2-like. Bases 981 to 3494 code for a protein of 837 amino acids. The transcript is spliced from 16 exons. Lineage: Eukaryota; Metazoa; Arthropoda; Insecta; Lepidoptera; Noctuidae. The record is from RefSeq and is a predicted model, not a curated record. Gene Ontology annotation, molecular function: metalloendopeptidase activity. Gene Ontology annotation, cellular component: plasma membrane. Gene Ontology annotation, biological process: protein processing.